This is a messenger RNA of Octopus sinensis (East Asian common octopus), 2815 nucleotides long. RefSeq names its product tRNA wybutosine-synthesizing protein 2 homolog. Lineage: Eukaryota; Metazoa; Mollusca; Cephalopoda; Octopoda; Octopodidae. Gene Ontology annotation, cellular component: cytoplasm. The record is from RefSeq and is a predicted model, not a curated record. Gene Ontology annotation, biological process: tRNA methylation. The transcript is spliced from 6 exons. Gene Ontology annotation, molecular function: tRNA methyltransferase activity. The coding region runs from base 486 to 1982 and encodes 498 amino acids.
UCGAAAUUUCAUGUAAAAAUGUGCAACAGAUCUUUGUCGAAGGUUUUAGUGAAACAAUCGUCAUCUGUAGCUGAGCAGAUGCUCUCUGGUUUUUCCACUGACGGAUAUUUAUUUUCGUGAACCUAAGCGUGCUUCUGCUCGUUAAUUGCAUAAGUAGUAGUAGUAGGUAGAGAGUGGUGGUAACAGUAGAGUGAAUAGCUUAAUGAAUGGGGGAGGAGCAGGAGAAGACUGCAUAUAUUAAAGACUGUUGAAAGAGAGAGAGAGAGAGAGAAAGACGGAGAAAAAGGUUUAGAUAGAAGUAGCUUCGUCGAUGAAUCGAGCAUGUUUAACGAAGAAGGCCCGACAGUCGGUAACCUGCUACUAGUUGGUGGGGCUUUUAAAGUUACACCCUAGUUCCUACAUUACUUUUUUUUUUUUUUUUUUUUCUGCUACUUGGGACCCAUUCAGUCAGUUUUGCUCUGCCUUCUUCUGUCUCUUUCUACAACAUGUACCAGCUUACCAGCGCCGUGAUCGUGCCUGCACAGAAAGCCCAAAGGAUCAGGCAGUUUUUGGAGAACAAAUGUCUGAUUGAUGCCAAAUUUCGCUUGAAGCAUCUAGAGUCGGAUCGAGUUGCUAUUCCACUUCUUUCUGUCGACCAAGAACUUCUGCACAAGACACUCUCAGAUUAUUUCAGCCUUGGAGAUGGCUGUGACUUUGAAUUAAAAAUGGUCAAAAUGAUGCCAUCAAAACGUUCAUUACUACGCUCACCUUAUCAGUUGCUUAUUCAAGGAUUGGAAAAACUUUUGACAGAUCAUGGUUAUAUUCUCAACAAAGAAUUAGAACUUGAUAUUGCCAAAAAAUGGGAGUGGCAUGAAGAUCUAGUUAUGCUGCCAAAGAAUUCUUUCAAACAUGAAAUUUGGGCUCAGUUUGGUUCAGAACUAUGGGAAACCAUUUCAAAUUGUCUGCAAUGUAAAAGACUGGCAAGGAAAGAGGUCAUUUCAAAUAAUGACUACCGAAGACCUCAGGUUACAUUACUGUUGGGAAACAGUGGCUGGGUGAGGCAUGUUGACAAUGGUAUUCGCUAUCAUUAUGAUGUCACCAAAUGUAUGUUGAGUGCUGGGAAUAUCACCGAGAAAUUACGAAUCUCUACGUUUGACUGUCGCCAUGAGACCAUAGUUGAUCUUUAUAGUGGCAUUGGUUACUUUACUUUGCCCUACCUUGUCCAUGCAAAAGCUAGCAUGGUCCACGCCUGUGAAUGGAACCCUGAUGCAGUACAUGCCUUGAGAGAAAAUCUCAAACUCAACAAAGUAGAAGAUCGUUGUAUCAUACAUUUUGGAGAUAACAAGAAAGUAUGUCCCCAUGGAGUUGCUGACAGAGUAAAUCUAGGAUUGUUACCCAGUAGCAGAGAAGGGUGGCUUCCAGCCUGUUUAUCUCUUAAAAGUGACAUUGGUGGCAUCUUGCAUAUCCAUGAGAAUGUUUCAACAGCAUCAAGUAAUAAAAGUGAAGAGAUUCGAAUGAGAAUCCAGAACCGAGCAGCGGAGGCAGCAGCAGAACUUUCUGCUACUCUUCAGGGUCAAACACCUUCUUUACCUCUUUACCGAAACAUCAAUCAACACUGUGGUGGUAAUAGUAGUAGUAGCAGUAGUACCAGUAGCAUUCCAAGACAAUCAUAUCUCCCUAGCGACUUUGGCAAAUAUUCAAUGGAGGAAAAUUACACAACUGACUCUGAUGAUGGUGAUAUAAUAAAAAUCUAUGAAACUUUGAAUUCAGAUCAACCACUGAGUGAGAAACAGUUACAACGCCAAGAAAAAUGGGAAGAAUGGGCAGCAGAUGUGGCAGCUUCUAUCAGACACAUUCUAGAAGAACUACACUGCAAACCAUGGGCAACUAUCGUAAAACAUAUUGAGCAUGUUAAACCAUAUGCUCCUCAUAUAGAUCACUUGGUGCUGGACCUUGAAUGUCGCCCAGCAGAAACAUUUUCUCAUGCUGGAAUGAAUUAUUAGACCCAACUGAAAUUGUUGGGCCCUUACUGUUGUAUUUAUGACAAUUCAACUUUGUGAGAUAAUCUCUGGUGGCCAGGCAAACAUUAGACAAAGAAAUAAAAAGAUUUUGAUUUGUGUGGAAGGUUCAUAAAAUUACAUUUCAUUUCCAUGUCCAAUGUUGGUCUCUCGUUCUAGCUGUCAUCUUGUAAGUUCUUAUUCACUCAUGUAAAUAGGUCAAUCAUACAAUAAUCUUCAUUGAUUUUUAUGAGCCAAAUACCCUAUACAAAGCCCUAUUUUAAUAUUUACCUCUAGUCGUCUUCCAGUACAAUCAAACAUCAAUUGGAUGGUGCAGUGAUUAUGUUGAUAAAUUGUGGACCCAAUUGUUUUACCAUAUGGUCAGUAUUUCAGUGACACAACAGUAAACAUAUGCUUGUUUUUUGUAAAUUUUUGUAUCAUUAUUAGUAUCAUUGUUUGACCCAUGGUAGCCAAGUGCCUCUUACACAUUCAAUAAUAAAUCAAUCUCCUUCAACUGCCUUUUUAAAAAAAAAAAAACCCACUUUUUAUGCUUUUACUGUUGUUCUUGUGAUGAACAGAUCUGUGAUUAUCCUGUUUUCAUUUUCAACACAUUUUUCUAAGUCCCAGGGGCCUGGAAGAUGUUUUACUGUCAAGUCACAUAUUCAUUUCAGUUCUGUUCUUGUAUGACCUUCAUUGCUCAUAAACACAGAUUCUUAUCAUCAAACAUAUAUAAACAAUCUGAGUGAUUUCAUAGAACUACAUGUUGUUGUUUUUGUUGUUGUUUGUCCCCAGGUUGGUCCUGAUUGAGCAAACUUAUGAUUAAAAGCAUUCCAAAAUGA